Molecule: messenger RNA, 1008 nt
Organism: Entrophospora sp. SA101
Lineage: Eukaryota; Fungi; Glomeromycota; Glomeromycetes; Entrophosporales; Entrophosporaceae
Source: the annotation of a GenBank genome assembly
AUGUCGAUUGUUUUUCAACUAGUCGUAAAACUUAAAUCAUGCAACAUGCUACAAAAUCAUUUAUUAGAAAUAAUUAGUCUCAAUAUAAGUCAGUACAUUGAAUCAGAUGAUUUUUUGACAUUGGAGUAUUCAGCUGUUGAGUUGAUCUUGAAACGUGAUGAUUUGAAUGUUCAAGAGGUUGAUCUAUGGAAUUUUUUGAUAAAUUGGGGAAUGGCUAAUUCUAACAGAUUGUAUGAUGAUGAACUUGAUAAAUGGACAACUGCUGAUUAUGAAGAGUUGCAGUCACAAAUUAAAAAUUUGAUUUGUUUAAUCCGUUUUACCACAAUGAAAAGUCAUGAAUACUCUCGAAAUGUCUAUCCUUAUAGAAAAUUGUUGCCUAAACAAUUGAAAAACCAGUUGUAUUUGCAUUUUUUGGAUAGUGAACACCAGACAACUGAAGAAAAAUCACUGAUACCAUUAUCACCUCGUACCUUACCACCUCAACCACAAAUCAACUCAUUAUACAUCAACAAUCAUGCUGCUUCAUUGAUUGAAAGUUACAUUAAAUGUAAAGAAAAUCACAAUACAAAGUCUUGUUAUAUGGAAUAUAAUUGGCAGUUGAUUUAUAGAGCAAGUCGAGAUGGUUAUAGUGCUCAUAGUUUUCAUAAAAAGUGUGAUAGCAAAGGUGCAUGUGUUAUUGUCUCUAAAAUACUUGGUGAGGAGGCUGAUAUUAUUGGUGGCUACAAUUCUGUUGGAUGGCUUGAAUCCAAUGGAACAUAUUCAAGUUGUGAUGAUAGCUUUAUCUUUAAUUUCAAUGAAGAUUUAUCAAUAAAAAAUUUGAGUAGAGUAUUGACUUAUUGCUCCUCAAAAGCAAUAUAUCAAUAUUCAGAAACAGGUCCAACUUUUGGAGCUGAUGAUUUUACAAUAGGUGACAAUCUAAAAAAUUCAAAGUGUAAUACUGACUUCUAUUAUGAAGAUACUAUAUGCCUAGAUGUUAUUCAAGUUCUAGAUUAUGAAAUUACACCCUAG